Messenger RNA from Paramisgurnus dabryanus, 1501 nucleotides. RefSeq names its product ubiquitin-conjugating enzyme E2E 2 (gene ube2e2). The record is from RefSeq and is a predicted model, not a curated record. Lineage: Eukaryota; Metazoa; Chordata; Actinopteri; Cypriniformes; Cobitidae.
GGGGGCGCGCGUGUAGAGGCGGUCCGGCUGCUUCGGUUUCUGUAAUCGCUUUUUUUCUGCUACAUUCAGUUAAAUAGCGCGGAGGCGAGAACGAGCGGACGGCCCGAAUCUGGCGACACGGUAUCACACGGAACAAGCGAACCGGGACCGCACACCGACGGCCGCUCGGCAGGGCCAAGAUGUCUAGUGAGGUGCAGAGACCAGAUGAUAGCCCCAGCACAAGCGGUGGGAGUUCAGACAUCGAGCAGCGAGAGACGGCACCUCCUCAGGAGCGAGAUCUGGUGGCGCCCAAGAAGAAAGAGACCAAGAUCUCCAGUAAAACCGCUGCCAAACUCUCCACCAGUGCCAAGAGGAUUCAGAAGGAGCUUGCAGAAAUCACACUUGACCCUCCGCCGAACUGCAGCGCCGGUCCCAAAGGAGACAACAUCUAUGAAUGGAGGUCAACUAUUUUAGGACCGCCGGGCUCUGUGUAUGAAGGAGGGGUCUUUUUCCUUGACAUAGCGUUUACACCUGACUACCCGUUUAAACCUCCCAAGGUUACGUUUCGAACGAGGAUCUAUCACUGUAACAUUAACAGUCAGGGAGUGAUCUGUCUGGACAUCCUGAAGGACAACUGGAGUCCAGCGCUCACCAUCUCAAAGGUCCUGCUGUCUAUCUGCUCUCUACUUACAGACUGUAACCCAGCUGAUCCUCUGGUCGGAAGCAUCGCCACACAGUACUUGACCAACAGAACGGAACAUGACAGAAUAGCCAAACAGUGGACGAAGAGAUACGCCACAUAAACGGCUCUGGAAGUAUCGGCCGACACCACCACACACUAUACCCCCGGUCCCAGCCCUACUGUGCCUCUCUACCUCUCCCCGUCUGCUAAAAGCACAUUCACCAAGUGCGCCGUACAUCUGGCCCCUCUUCCUUCCAACUUCCCGUAAACCUUUCUGUGACGAAAACUCUCUCCUUUGUUCCUUAUUGACUUGAAAGCUUCUUUUUAUACAAAGAGUAGAUUGGGACUUUAUUUUCCAAUUAUCUGAAUGUUUGAAAUACCUUAGGAGAAAAGGAAUACUAUUGUUUAUUAUUGUCGUCGUCAUCGUUGUUGUUGUUGUUGUUAUUGUUGUUGUCUUUACCAACUUAAUGUAUCAAUAUGCUUUCUUUUUAAGUGGAACAAAUACAGCAUAUAAAAAGUUGCGUUUCAUCGGCGUAUAGUGGAUUUAUUAUUUUUUUUGUUUCUCCUUUUGUCAGUGAAGUUAUGUGCAUGUAACAGGAUGAGAAGUUGCAUCCAUCGAAAUCCAUCCCUUCCCUUCUUUUGUUCGUAUGUAUUUUUUAAACUGAAACGUCACGACGGCCGCUCUAAAAGAGGCUCGCUUGUGAAUUAAAAGUUAAAUGGAGAAAAAAACCGAUGUGUACAUAUUGCUACAUGCCACCGCUGGCCAGAAUGAACUGUUGUGCACUUGCUUCAUGAAAAAACAUAAAUAAACACUGUGGCUGAAUUGUACAGUGUACAUCA